Oldenlandia corymbosa var. corymbosa is the source of this 3857-nucleotide messenger RNA. The record is from the annotation of a GenBank genome assembly. Lineage: Eukaryota; Viridiplantae; Streptophyta; Magnoliopsida; Gentianales; Rubiaceae.
AAAGUAGGAAUUAAUAGUGAUUCAAAACCCUUCCACAGAAGCAAAAGACUUCCCCCUUUUCUCCUUCGGUUCCAACUCUUUCUUUCACCGAAUGCUCUAUUCAUCCAACAUUUCCCCCAAAUUCCCAUAUAAUAUAAAACACGCACAACACCCUAAAACACACAUUCAUUUUUCCCCUACACAUACGCAGAAGAUUCAUCCCUCCUCUCUCUCUCUCUCUCUCUAUAAUCUACAUAUAUAUAACACAUAGGCAUUAGAUUACAUAUAUAUUAUAAUAAAAUAGACUAAAGAACUCAAUUUUUUUUGUGGGGGGUUUUUCUUUUUUUUUUUUCUGAUAUAGAUAUAUAAUUGUUUUGACAUUGGUGUUUUUGGUUCGAUUUGGGGGCGGUGGGGUUUUUUUUUUUUGGUGUGUGUGUGAAUUUGGGAAAAAGAUGAGCAGUGGAGGAGGAGCAGCAGCAGCAGCAGCAGCCAAAGCUGGAAACAACCAUAGGGCCGCGAUUAUAAUACCAAGCAAUGUGAGGAAGACGAUCCAGAAUAUAAAGGAGAUCACGGGUAAUCAUAGUGACGAAGACAUAUAUGCAAUGCUCAAGGAGUGCUCUAUGGAUCCUAAUGAGACUACCCAGAAGCUCCUCCUCCAAGACACAUUUCAUGAGGUGCGAAGGAAGCGUGAUCGAAAGAAAGAGAAUCAUAAUAGGGAUUCUGCAGAUUCAAGGUGGAAACCUGGGAUGCAAAGUAGGGGAAAUAAGGAGGGACGAGGAACCCAUUCGUCCAGGAAUACGUCAUAUGAUAGUACUGCUGGUGGAAGGAAUUCUGCUUCUGCAAAGGAUAGUGUCCCCAAUCAAAACUCAGAUAAGCAAAGCUUGGAGACCAAAAGCAAACCUUCUGUUUCGAGCUUAUCAACUUCCCAAGCCAAUGGUCCUUUAGUUUCUGGGAGUAUGGCUAUUAGGCGUGACGCCAACUCCUCGACAAACUCUGAUACUCGGAAGUUGCCAGAACAGAUGGCUCCUCAAGCAAACAAAAGGUCUGCCGGUGCUUCUGGAGCCUGGGAAAAGAAUAGGCAGCAAGUUCCAGAUUUCAGUGACAGUUUAUCUUCUGCAGCAUCAGUAAUCUUGUCGACAAAAGAUUUACAGCCCUCUGGUACUGUGGUAGCAUCUGAAUUUGGAGUGGGUAUUGAGCAACCUAUUGUGGAGCAGAUCUCAGCUAACAGUGAUAGGAGCAAAUCUGUUGCUGGUGCUACUGAGGUUGGGAGCUCAAGCGUCCAAGGAAAGGUUCUGAGCAAGCCACACGGUGUUGGGAAGAAUAUGCAUUUGGAUACUUCUCAAACGACAUCUGGGCUUCAUACUAUUCCUCCUGUCGGUAGGCCGUCAUCUAAUUAUGGCAAUAGAUCACAAGCUAUUGGUCCGCAGAAAGUGGGUCCUGGUAAGGAGUGGAAACCAAAAUCAACAACACCUAAUCUUACUCAGGGCUCUGGGACAGCUAGUUCGUCUGAGCCUCCAGCUACUUCAGUUGAAGCUAAUACCAGAAUGUUAAAAGCCGUUGACUCCAAGGAAGCUGACGUUGAGGUGCAGAAGAAAUUAGAAGAUGUGUGUAUUUCUGGUGGUCAACCACAUGUGAUCAUCCCCAAUCACCUUCAUGUACCUGAAGUUGAAAAGCUUGGAUUCUGUUUUGGAAGUUUUGAACCUAGCUUUGUGGCUAACACAAGCUAUACUAGAAGUACAGAGAAUUUUAAGACUUUGCCUGUUUCAGAAGUGUCUGGCGAGAGUGAAGAAGCUAUUGAUGAACAGUCAUCCAGCAACCAUGCCUUUGGAACUGUGGAUGAAGUUGAUUAUCCAGAGAAUAACCAGUCAUCAUCCUAUGGGCCUGAAAAUUUAUCAUCCAGUGAUGGUGGCGUCUCAACCUCUAAUGUUCCAGAUAGUGAUUCUAAGCAAGAGAAUGCACCCGAAGACCAUGAAUAUUCCAGCAAUCAUACUUCAAACUAUGGCAUUGGUUUAGUUCCCCCAAUGCUUGGCAGUCAGGUUCCACCUUUCGAAAGUUCAGAGGGCCAAACUCGUGAUGUUUCUCGACUUCCAACUUAUGUUGUUCAACAACCAUUUGAUCCAACCAGUUAUUAUGCACAAUUCUAUCGCUCUGGAUCAGAUAUUGAUGGUCGCAUUUCACCCUUUCAUUCAGCUGGAGGAGCAACCAAGUACAGUGGGAAUUUGAAUAUGUUGUCUCCUCAAACUUCUCAGUCUCCACAAGAGGUUGGAAGUAAUCCUACAGUUUUGUCCACGGCAGCUCCAACUCCACUUGUAAGCCAGACUGCUGGGGUCAUGCAGAGCACAAUGGGCGUAACCCAACCUCUCUCUGUCUUUCGACCGCCUGCUGGUUUGCAUCUACCGCAUUACCCAUCCAACUAUAUCCCAUAUGGCCAUUACUUUUCUCCAUUUUAUCUUCCACCUCCGGCAAUCCAUCAGUUCAUAGGCAAUGGUGCUUUUCCCCAGCAGCCUCAAGGUGGCCAUGUGUAUCCAGCUCUGCCAGCAGCUGCCAAAUAUUCAGUUCUUCAAUACAAGCCUGGAACUAACACAACUAACUCAAAUCAUCCUGGAAUCCCUGGAAGCUAUGUUACAUAUAGUUCCCCAGUAGGAAACUAUAAUCUUAGUUCAGCAACAGCAGCCGGGAAUUCAACUUCUAAUGAAGAUCUUGCUACUCAUUUUAAAGAAAACAAUGCCUAUACAAGUGGCCAGCAGAGUGAAGGUUCAGGGGCGUGGAUCAACAACCCUCCUGGCCGAGAUGUAUCCAGCAUUCAAGCAAGUUCAUUUUACAAUCUCCCUCAGGGUCAGAUGGCCUUCGCCCCUGCACAGCCUGGCCAUGCAACCUUUGCUGGUUUAUAUCACCCAGCUCCACCAGUAAAUGCGGCAACUGUUCACCCGCUAUUGCAGCAGCCUCAGACUAUGGCAAGUCCCGUGGAUAUGGUUGGACCCCCUGCCAGUGUAUAUCAGCAACCGCAACAUUCACAAAUUAAUUGGCCGAGCAAUUUCUAAAUGGGACUCAUAAUCUGUAUAAUGCAACAGAAGGCAGAAAAUAUAGCUUGUUUGGGAUCAUUUUUGAGAUCCGCACCUUGUCCGAAUGCGAAGGGCCUGCCCAAAGCAUGAAGUGAUUGCUGAUCGGUGCUCAAAUAUACAAACGGAGGUCGGAAAGUAGUUGGCGGAUGGAAUUCUUGAUUGGUGCUGACUAGAUAGAAACAAAUGAUACACUUGUGUAUCGGUAAUUGACUUUUAGUGUUUUUUAUUUUUUCCCGUUAGGCAGGAAUUUUGUGCAGGUUUUCUCUUAAUCUCAGAGCUCGGACAUGGUCUCGACAGAAAUCUCUUUAUAAUGUAAAAGGGUCUUCUGUAUAUGUUUUGGGUUUCAAAUUGUACAAUCACACUGGGAGUUGAGAGUCCAGUCAUUUCUCUUGUUUCACUCUUCUGAUAUUAUUGGGAAGAAAGCCUGUUUAAGGGUGUUUUUUGGUAGGACAAAUGGAGUUGUAUUAGUGAGUUAACAGCUUUGUAAGUAAAUUUUGAUAGGAAAGGUGUAUGGGAAAUGUUCCGCAAUUGCUAUUGCUAUAAGCAAAUCCUGGUAAGAAACUGUUUCAUUGAUUUACAACGAGAGAGAUAUGAAUGCUGUUGACAGGGUGUGGUGCAAGGAGUAUGUUUCUGAAAUGGGGUAGGAUAUAUGAGAUGUUACUAUUGAUGAAAGAGUUGAUCCCUUGACCUUGGAUUUGGUGCAUAUAACAUAUGGUUAAUGGUAUUUACUAGUCUUCCUGUAUUGAAUUCUAUACGUUUGUGAAACUGAGGUUUCUUAUUAUUAUUAUUAUUAUUAUUAUUAUUAUUAUUAUUAUU